AAUAUUCAUGCCUACUUUUUUUUUGACAUAACUGCUAUACAUUUCAGUUGUUGAACUUGAGAGUUGGCGGCUCUUCUGCCGUAUCCAUGAACAAAAAAGGUGUACGGAGUAUGUGUGUUAACUCAAUUACUUGCGGGCAAGUACGGAAUCUUCCUAGCCAAUGUCACCAAGUGUCGCACAACAAGUAUCUUGGUGCGCAUUUUUUUUCUUUUCUUUUC
Messenger RNA from Pyricularia grisea, 218 nucleotides. RefSeq lists its product as uncharacterized. Lineage: Eukaryota; Fungi; Ascomycota; Sordariomycetes; Magnaporthales; Pyriculariaceae. The transcript is spliced from 2 exons. The annotation marks the transcript as partial. The record is from RefSeq and is a predicted model, not a curated record.